UUCUAUGCAAAUUAUUGUGUGGAAAAUCCACGAAUACAAGCAACAAAACUUGGUAUAAAUGAGUUAAUCAUUGAAAUUAUACAAAAUUACCCUCAAACAAUAGAAACCAUAGAUGAAGAGGGAAAAAAUAUACUACAUAUUGUAGUAGAACAAAAAAAUAGGUUCAUAUUUGAUUACAUUAUGAAAAAUGUAUCACACAUAGAUAGGUUGCUUGUUGAUAUUGAUCAUCAUGGAAAGACCAUAUUGCAUUUUGCAGCAAGUGUUGGAUCACCAUUCAAAUUUUCUACAGAGGAACCACCAAUUGAAAAAACAACAAGGGGUUAUAAAACAGUGAUACUCAUGGCAUGGGGUGUACUAUGGUUUAAGCGUGUAAAAUAUUGUGUUCAUCCACGUUUAUGGACAAUGAAGGAUGAUAAAAACAUGACUCCAAAAGAGCUAUUUGAUCAAAAUCAUUCAAAUGUAUGCAUAGAAGCAGAGAAAUCAAUCAAAGAUUUAGCAAAUCCAGCUCUCAUUCUAUCAACACUUCUAUGCACAAUCAACUUCGCCGCGGUUUUCACAAUCCCAGGAGGCUUUGAUGACAAAUCUGGACUACCUAUUCUCUUAUCAAAACCACAAUAUUCAGAGUUAUGGAUGUUGAUGUUUUUCAUAGGUGCAGCACUUUAUGAUUCAGUCUUCACAAUGGGAACUGUGAUAUCAAUACUACUCUCAAAAUUUGAUUCUGAUGAUUUCUACAUUGCUUUGCCAAUCAAGUAUUGUACAAUCAUUAUUUCUGUUUAUUAUUCAACAGCAUUCACAGUUUUAGGUUGUGUACAAGCUCUUAAUGUUGAGAAUAUAUUUAUGGACAAAGAUGUGUGGUGGUUAGUAUUUCUUUUAAUGUGUCUUGGGUGGUAUAUGGGUUUAAUAGUUUUAGAUGUAUGUUAUAUUGUCUUUGAUUAUGUUUACUAUUUCCUUAAUUAUUCCUUUCUUUUUAAAGGGAACAAACAUGUAAUGUAAAA
Messenger RNA from Solanum stenotomum, 995 nucleotides. RefSeq lists its product as uncharacterized. The coding region runs from base 181 to 993 and encodes 270 amino acids. The transcript has 2 exons. The record is from RefSeq and is a predicted model, not a curated record. Lineage: Eukaryota; Viridiplantae; Streptophyta; Magnoliopsida; Solanales; Solanaceae.